AACAAAGUACACAGCUGGCACACAAAAACAAAACAAAAAAAAAUCUAGUGGUAAAAAAAACCCCACUUUUCUUUUCCCUUUCUUUUUCUCAAAAUUCCCCUUAAUCGAAUUCAAUUCUCUCAUCAAUCGAUACCAGAUCACAAUCACAAAACACUAAAAAGAAGAAAAACCCAGAAACCCAUUAUAGUUAAACAUCAAUUUAUAAGCUCACUUGCUGCAUUUGUUUUGAUUUGUCCGAAAAAUGCGGGAUUUUCUGAAGAGAAGAAGUAGAGAUUUUCGGAUAACAGCCGCAGCAGCAGGAGGAUUUGUAGUUUGAGUCAUGCACGGGUUUAGUAGAUUAUGGUCAGGGUCAGGAUGGAUAAGUAGUGGUGGUGGAGGUGGUGGUGAUUCUCCAACAUUAAUGACUACAGCUACAGCAAUGGCAACAGCAUCACCACCAACAUCACCUACUGUGUCACCUAGGUUUAGACAUAGUAGUAGAAGGAAAUCUUCUUCUUCUGUUUAUGGUAGUGGGAAAAGUUCAGGAGGACCGCCGAAAUUAGAGAAUUUUAUUGAGAGAAUUGUGUAUAUUUUUUUAUCUGCUGUUUUUAGGAGAAGAGGUGUUUUAUUAUUUGCUCCAAUUUUUUAUUUUUCUGGUAUGUUAAUGUAUAUGGAUUCUUUAAGUUUGUUACCUGGAUCAAGAAUUGGUGGUGGUGGUGAUCGGAGUUCUUCACCGCCCGGUUCGAUUUAUCGGAGUCCUCAAGUUUUUGAAAAGCUUUGGCCGUAUAUGCAGCUUGAUACCAAUCAUAGCUACAAUGAGUUGAUGUCAGCGUGGCGCCGGAGAUUACAUCAAACUUGGAGGCCUUGUGUUAACUGGAGUACUGCUUCAUCAGAGUUGUCCAAACUGCCGAAGUCAAAUGGUUUCCUUAUAAUUGAAGCAAAUGGUGGAUUGAAUCAACAACGUAUAUCUAUAUGUGAUGCAGUGGCUGUUGCUGCGUUACUGAACGCUACCCUCGUCAUUCCUAGGUUUCAUUUGAAUAGUGUUUGGCGUGAUUCCAGCAAGUUCGGUGAAAUAUUUGACGAGGAGUUCUUCAUAUAUUCUCUCAGAAAUAAUGUUAACGUAAUCAAAGAGCUUCCAGAAGAUGUAUUACAUCGGUUCGAUAAUAAUAUAAGUAAUAUAGUGAACUUGAGAGUUAAAGCCUGGUCUACUCCAUCAUAUUAUCUUCGCAAGGUUCUUCCAAAGCUGUUGGAACUGGGAGCUGUACGAAUUGCACCCUUCUCCAACAGAUUGGCUCAUGCAGUUCCCUCAGAAACUCAGAGCCUUAGAUGCUUGGCCAAUUAUGAAGCAUUGAGGUUUUCAAAACCUAUACAAUCACUUGCUGAAAAGAUGGUUGAUCGGAUGAUCAGGAAUAGCUCAAUUAGUGGUGGAAACUAUGUCUCAGUACAUCUUCGAUUUGAAGAGGAUAUGGUAGCUUUUUCAUGCUGUAUUUAUGAUGGUGGUGAGGAAGAAAAACUUGAAAUGGAUAAUGCUCGGCAAAAGAAUUGGAGGGGAAAGUUUAAAAAAGCUGGUCGAGUAAUAAAACCAGGUGCAAAUCGGAUGGAUGGAAAAUGCCCACUAACUCCAAUAGAGGUAGGAAUGAUACUUAGAGGUAUGGGUUUUGACAAUACUACCUCAGUAUAUGUUGCUGCUGGGAAAAUUUAUAGGGCAGAAAAAUAUAUGGCACCACUUCGACAGAUGUUUCCUUUGUUAGAAACCAAGGAAACUCUUGCCUCAGAAUUGGAACUUGCUCCGUUUCAGGGUCACUCGUCUAGGCUGGCUGCCCUAGAUUAUGCUGUAUGCCUUCAUAGUGAAGUGUUUUUAACAACUCAAGGUGGAAACUUUCCCCAUUUUCUCAUGGGUCAUAGACGUUAUCUAUAUGGAGGACACGCAAAGACAAUCAGGCCUGAUAAAAGGAAACUUGUCAUAUUAUUUGAUAGCCCAAACAUCAGAUGGGAAAAUUUCAAGCGCCAAAUGCACGAAAUGCUUCGCCACAGUGAUUCAAAAGGUUAUGAAAUGAGGAAACCUAGUAGCUCAUUGUACACCUUUCCCAUGCCAGAUUGUAUGUGUAAACAGCAAGAACUAGAAGAAGUACAAAAUAUAGAUGGUAACAUAACGGUGACUAUAAGUUAGAACGGAUGAUACAUGAAGAAAUGUAUAACAGAUUACUGCAACAUUUUUCUAUACAUGUAAUUGCCUAGUAAUGUAUCUAAACAAUCUGUCAAUUUAGAUGUUUGGAACGUAACUUAUUAGAAGAGAGCUUAUCAACAUAGUUAUUCUUUAGAGUUUCAUUAGCUCUACAAAAUUGUAACUCAAUAGUUAAUAUUCAAUAUUCAAUAUUCAUUGUACAUGAUUUAAGUGAAAUACAGGCUUUAUUUGAUAGUAAAA
Papaver somniferum (opium poppy) is the source of this 2404-nucleotide messenger RNA. RefSeq names its product O-fucosyltransferase 9-like. Lineage: Eukaryota; Viridiplantae; Streptophyta; Magnoliopsida; Ranunculales; Papaveraceae. Bases 320 to 2149 code for a protein of 609 amino acids. The record is from RefSeq and is a predicted model, not a curated record. The transcript is spliced from 10 exons.